Pieris rapae (cabbage white) is the source of this 4830-nucleotide messenger RNA. Its product is annotated as zonadhesin. Lineage: Eukaryota; Metazoa; Arthropoda; Insecta; Lepidoptera; Pieridae. The coding region runs from base 79 to 4725 and encodes 1548 amino acids. The transcript is spliced from 30 exons. The record is from RefSeq and is a predicted model, not a curated record.
UGUAAAUCGUAGUCACGAAUAUAUGAAGGAUUUAAUAAUUCAGAAUUAUAGUUGAUUCGUGCAUAUUGUUUGGUGAUAAUGUUAAAAUUGCUUGUAAUUUCUGUUGCUAUUGAAUGUGUAAUUGUUGUGUCAGGAUCAGAACGGUGCAAUGGACAUCACGAAUACUACGAAAAAUGUAUUAAGACAUGCGAUCCUCAAACUUGUGAAAAUGCUGGGGAAACAUUCCACUGUCCAAUGAAAUCCAAAUGUAAAGGUGGCUGCCGGUGCAAGCGAGGAUAUUUACGGAACGAAAAUAAAGAAUGUAUACGUAGUGAUCGAUGCGAUGAUAAAAAUUACGAGAUAUCUUAUUCAUACAAUACACCAACAUCCAAGCAUACGGUCGAAAAGUCUGGCAAAGAAAGUCACAAGCACAGUAAGGGCAGCAGCAGCUUUUUGAGUGAAAAAGACUCAAGUAUAAGCAGUAUUAGUCAAACCCCAUCUACGAGGCACACAUACUGCGGCCGCCACGAAGUAUGGUCAGAAUGUACGAACGGUGGUUGCGGCAGGCGCACUUGUUCGGAUUUGGCAUCACCGGUCAUUUGCAUUGACCCAGCCAAAGGUCACUGCCGAUCUGGAUGCGUUUGUAAAGAAAACUAUCUUCGGAAUCGUUAUGGUCUUUGCGUGCCGAUUUCCAAGUGUCCUACACCUAAAUGCCAAGAGCACGAGGUAUAUCUUCGAAAUAGGGAGACGGUGAAUCAUCCACAAACGUGCUGGCAGUACUUAUAUGCCAACCUUGAUGAUUCCGUCCAGACACAAGGACCAGAAUGCAUUUGCAGGAAAAAUUAUGCCAGGAACAAUGACGGGCAAUGUAUUCCUGUCAGCAACUGUUUUCACAACAUACGAGGAAAAAGAUCAAUUUGCAGGAGUAAUGAGGAGUUCGUACUAAAUACAGCUGGCAUAUCACGGCCUCAAAGUUGCUGGAGAUAUAUUUUAGGUUUUCCAAAAAGUAAAGAACCUCUUUUUAAACCAGGUUGCGUGUGUAUUGAAAACUACGUGCGAAAUAGCACGGGUUCAUGUAUACCUACUAAACAAUGUCGUGAUCUCAUGUUAACUGUCAACAGCACUAUGUUGAACCUACAUAAUAUAGUAAUAUUGGUUUGUGUUACUUCGGUAAUAUGUAAUGGUCAUCCAGAAUUCUGUGGUCCAAAUGAAGUAAUUGACGAUUGUGUUAAUGGUGGAUGUGGAAGGCGUAAUUGCUCAGACCUUGCCGAACCACAAUUAUGCAUUGAUCCUAUACAUUGUAUUAGAGGCUGUCGGUGUAGAGACGGAUAUUUACGUGAUGAGUACGGAGGGUGUGUACCGGUAACUAGUUGUCCAAUACCAAAUUGCAAAGAAGGUGAAAUUUUCGAUUUUUGCCCUGGUUACUGUCAGCCAGAAUGCGGCGUUGACCAAAGCCUUAUCUUAUGUAAACCCUCACCACAACCUGGUGACGCAGACUGCGAUCCAGCUUGUCGAUGUGCUGACGGCUUGUAUAGAACGACGGAAGGAACCUGUGUGCCAAAGGAGUCGUGCCCUCCAAAAUGUCCGAACGGCGAAGUAUACGAGGAAUGCCCAGACCCCUGCGUACCCAAUACAUGUGCAAGCAUUUGGUCGAGAUUCAUACCCUGCCCACCGCGGCCUGAAGAUUGUAAACCGACCUGCCGAUGUCCCGAUGGCCUGCACAGGAAUAAAAUCGGUCAAUGUAUUACUACUGAAGAGUGUUUGCAAUGUAGGGGUCCUAACGAAUACUUCUCAUGCGGUGGAGCGUGUGAUAAUGAAUGUGACAAACUGAGUCGACAGAGUAUAAAUAAUUGUCCAAUUAUCAAUAUUCAGUGUAACAGAAAAUGCUAUUGUGAAGACGGAUAUGCACGAGAUGCUAAUAAUACCUGCAUUCCUAUCAACGAAUGUCCACCGGAGUGUCCAAUAAAUGAGCGAUACGUCAACAAUAUAAAUGAAAUAUGUGAAGCAAAGACGUGUUCAGAACUCGACCAGCCUUUACCGUGUCAGGUAGAUGGAUCUUGCAACACCGGUCCUCCUGGUUGUAUUUGUAUCGAUGGAUAUGUUAGGAAUGGUGAUGGCAUAUGUGUUCCUACUUAUGAAUGUCCUCCAAAAUGUCCGAACGGCGAAGUAUACGAGAAAUGCCCAGACCCCUGCGUACCCAAUACAUGUGAAGUAAUUUAUUCGACUUACAAACCUUGUCCACCUCGCCCCGAAGAUUGUAAGCCAACCUGCCUAUGUCCCGAUGGCCAGUUCAGGAAUAAAAUCGGUCAAUGUAUUACUUCUGAAGAGUGUUUACAAUGUAACGGUCCUCACGAAUACUUCUCAUGUGGUGGAGCGUGUGAUAAUGAAUGUGACAAACUGAGUCGACAGAGUAUAAACAAUUGUCCAAUUGUCAAUAUUCAGUGUAACAGAAAAUGUUAUUGUGAAGAUGGAUAUGCACGAGAUGCUAAUAAUACCUGCAUUCCUAUCAACGAAUGUCCACCGGAGUGUCCUAUAAAUGAGCGGUACGUCAACAAUAUAAAUGAAAUAUGUGUAGCAAAGACGUGUUCAGAACUCGACCAGCCUUUACCGUGUCAGAUAGAUGGAUCUUGCAACACCGGUCCUCCUGGUUGUAUUUGUAUCGAUGGAUAUGUAAGGAAUGGCGAUGGCAUAUGUGUUCCUACCACUGAAUGUCCUCCAAAAUGCCCGAACGGUGAAGUAUACGAGAAAUGCCCAGACCCCUGCGUACCCAAUACAUGUGCAAGCAUUUGGUCAAGAUUCAAACCUUGCCCGCCACAGCCUGAAGAUUGUAAGCCGACCUGUCGAUGUCCCGAUGGCCAGUACAGGAAUAAAAUCGGUCAAUGUAUUACUACUGAAGAGUGUUUGCAAUGUAGGGGUCCUAACGAAUAUUUCUCAUGCGGUGGAGCGUGUGAUAAUGAAUGUGACAAACUAAGUCGACAGAGUAUAAAACAUUGUCCAAUUGUCAAUAUUCAGUGCAACAGGAAAUGCUAUUGUGAGGACGGAUAUGCACGAAAUGCUAAUAAUACAUGCAUUCCUAUCAACGAAUGUCCACCGGAGUGUCCAGUAAAUGAGCAAUACGUGAAGAAUGUAAAUGAAAUAUGUAGAGCAAAGACGUGUUCAGAACUCGGCGAACCAUUACCGUGUCUGCAAGAAGGUUAUGAUGAUAGUGGUCCUCCUGGUUGUAUAUGUAAUGAUGGAUUUAUAAGGAACUGUGAUGGUCUAUGUGUACCUACAACUGAAUGUCCUGCUUGCGGAGGAGAUUAUAAUGCUACCACUGGACCUGGUACUUUUUGCAUAACUUGUGACAACUAUAAGAUAGAAGAACAAGUUGUUUGUAUACUUGUAUCUAAGAUAAACGGUUGUGCCUGCAGAGACAAAUAUGUUUACAACAACCAUUUAAAACAGUGCAUCUUACCUCAAGAUUGUCAUUUAGAUGAGAAUUUAUGUGGAUUCGAGCAUAUUGAUUAUCACUUAUCCUUCAUAAUGUCAAAAUAUUUUUUUGCGUUAUUGUUAUCGGGGUUAAUUUGUAUCAUCAACUGUGAAAGUUCAUCAUCAUCAGAUGAAAGUGAUGAACAGCAACGGUUGAGAAGCAAUUUCGACCAAGGGAACGAUGAUUUUACAGCGCACUUUUUAUACGACGUAAUUGACGAAAAGCCGAAUAAGAGUGUGAUAACAUCUCCGUUCAGUCUGCUAUUUCUUUUAUCGCAAUUAGCCCUUUAUUCUAAAGGGAAGACAUAUGAUCAACUGGCGAAGCUCCUGAAUUUGAAUAAGAGAAAUGACAUUCGAUCCACAAUACCACAAUACUUGGAUGAGAUCAAUUCUCAACGGAACGUUAACUUCUCUUUAGCUGAAAGAGUGUUUGGAAGUAUCGAUUAUCCGUUCAGUAAAGCCUUUAAACGUGACACUAAACUCACAUUCCAUGCUCAAGCCAGAAACUUGGACUUCAGUGAACCCGAGGAAGCAGCCAAGGAAAUAAAUUCAUGGAUUGCAUCGCAGACAAAUAAUCUUAUUAAAGAUUUAAUUUCACCAUCUGCACUAGACGAAGACACUAGACUUGUGCUAACAAAUGCUAUUUACUUUAAGGGUGACUGGAAAAGUCCAUUCAAUUCUAAAAAGACUAGACCACAAACAUUCCACAUCACACACAGGAGGAAGACUUCAGUGAAAAUGAUGAAUCAGAUCGGUCACUUCAAUUACGGUUACAUAAAAAACAUUCAAGCAAAGGUCGUCCAAAUGUUUUAUAAAAAUGAAAACUUCUCUUUCCUCACAAUAUUGCCAAAUAAGAAGCAUAGUGUACAUUCAGUGGCUGAUCAGCUGCAAGAUCUAGACUUACAAUAUGAUGUCAUAAAUAAUCUAGACUCGGCUCGAGUGAAUAUUUCAAUUCCUGUAAUUCAUACUGAAUCAAAAACUGACCUAGCUGACAUCUUAAAGAAGAAUGGAGUGACAGCUUUAUUCAACAGCAGUAGCUCUGAUCUGUCAGGUAUUCUGAUGUACCCGGAACCAUUGUACGUUUCAAGUGCGAUUCAAAAGGCCAAAAUAAUUGUUAACGAAGCGGGUUCAGAGGCAGCUGCGGCGAAUGCAAUUACCGUCGGAACAACAGCCGCAGAAGCUAAACCUGAACAAUUCCAUGCUAACCAUCCAUUUCUCUACUACAUUAUGUAUAAAGACACGGCUAUAUUCGCUGGACAUUAUGCGGGUGCACAAUAAAUAAAUGCGACAUAACUUUUUAAACAAAACCUCUUUUUGUUUUCGUUUAUAAUUAGCCAACGCAUGACAGUCAUAGACAUUUAAUAAAAUUGAUUAUCAAAUUAA